Molecule: messenger RNA, 6815 nt
Organism: Stomoxys calcitrans (stable fly)
Lineage: Eukaryota; Metazoa; Arthropoda; Insecta; Diptera; Muscidae
Product: bromodomain-containing protein DDB_G0270170
Exons: 7
Coding region: 295-6351 (2018 amino acids)
Molecular function (GO): RNA binding; protein binding
Source: RefSeq, a predicted model, not a curated record
AUUUUUUUGUUAGAAGCUUCUAUUGUUUUGGAUUAUAACAAAAUAGUUGAAAAACAAAAGAAAAACUCAAAGAUUUUAAUGCGUAACAAAAGUGUAAAAUGUAAGCAGCUAAAGUGAAAAGAAUUUGAGUAUGUAAAACGAAUGGAAAGAAAAAUAAAUUGCUCAGACUAAAUCAAUGGCGGCAAUGGUGAAUUAGUGAGUGAAUAGAAGAAUCUUGUUUUAUUAUUACUAAAAUAUAUAGCUACAUAAGUGUUGAAUUGAUGGGAUUUUUUGGCUAACAAACAAAUUGCCAAUAUGUUUAUGGAUACACCGAAAUUACAACCCAUCUCUAAGAGUAAACCCAAACCGCCUAGUGAACAAACAAAUGUGCCUUCUUCUAGCAGCAGCAGUCAAAAUAACACCAAUAAUGGUGUUGGUAACAACAACAAUAAAACCUUUGGAACUACAAAUAAUAAUGAUAACAAGGGAGAUACUCGCAAUAAUAAUAGCAGCAGCAUCUCAUAUCGCAAACACAAUUACAGUCCCAAUUUUCUUAAAAAUUUUAAAUCCCGCACGAAUGGAGAUUUUCAUCCCAAAAACUUUCAACGAAACCACCUAGCAAACUAUCACAACAACAAUAACCGCGUCAAUUGGCAGAAUACCCAUUGGAAUAACACCAACUCUAACAUAAUUCAAUGGACACCGGGCAACAACAGUUAUCGUAAAAAUCAAAAUUAUUCCAAUUCAACACCCAGAAACGAUACGAAACAUUUGCAGGAUAGCAAAGCCAGUGGAACUCCCAAUUUUCGCACGGAUACAGAGGAGGGGAACUUUAAAAGCAAAGAUAGCGAAAAGGAUAGCAAGUUCAAGGAUCGUAACGACAAAGAUAAAGAAAGUAAAGAUAAGGAAAGUAAGGAUAAUAGUACAACAAUAAAGUUGCCCAAUAAUCAAAAGGAGACGGGAAGUGGUAAACCUCAAACGCCUGGCAAAACCAAUAACAAGAAACUUGGCAACUGUAAACGGUUAACGCCUAAACGUCCUGUGCAAGAAGUUAGUCAAAAAUCCGAGAAGCUACAAGCAACCAAAAGAUUUGAAAAUCCGGCAGUGGAGACAGCGAACUCUAAAAAUUUCGAGAAGCUACCAGCAACCAAAAGCUUGGAGAACCCUAAAGUUGAUACCACAAACUCCGAAAAGCUUAAAGCAACCAAAAGCGUUGAAACCCCAAAAGUCGAUACCACAGGCAAUCCUUUUAAAAAAUCCAAACUUCAAUCAGUUAAAUUGCAACCAGUAAAGCUCAGCCCUCCCCUAAGGACUGCAAAAGUAAAUCAAAAAGUUAAUAAAAAGGAGGCUAAACCAAAAAUAUCGCCUCCAAAACAGGUAAAAAGAGGAAAACAAUUUAAACGCAAAUUCAAAAAUGCCAACAAUUUACCGGCAAUAACGACCUCAACUUCAACUGAAUGUGAUACCAGCAGCCAGACACCUGAGAACAGCGAUCCCAUCCAGUCUGCCAAGGUUACUCAGACUACGACAGACGAUUGGCAAAAAAGCGAUACAAAUUCAAAUCAGUCAAACCCUGAAUUGGCUUCUGAAAAUAUAACCACUAGCGAGGAAGUUUUAGUUUGUCCAGAUAUAAUAACACAAUCACCAUCACCAGCAACUACACCCACACCGGCAGAGCACUUGCCGCCUGACUCUAGUUGCAAGGCUUUUAAAUCAAACUGCAAUGGGGAUAUUUUGGAAUUAGAAUCCCAACCAGUCUCUGCACCACUAGCCAGCCCUAGCCUAGAAACUGUUGAUGGCCUAGAGACUGUUAAUCAAAAUUUCGAAACUUCUUCUGCUGCUAACAACGAACAUAACCUUUUGGAAAACCUAUACCAGCAGCAGCACAUGACAAACGUUUUGCCGGAAGAGGAUUUUAUAGUUGAAACAAAUUCUGAAAACCAACUCCUUAGUAAAUCUGCUUUAGAAGAGACGAGCAGCAAACAACAAAACAGCGAAGAAGAGCCAGAGGAUUCAGUAUUACCAGGUGCAGGUUGUAGCAGCAGCAGCACUAUUUCGGCCGAUACACAAAGUGAGGGAGAAACCAAAGAGUUUCAGUUCCCGAAAAUUUCAUUGAUACCCUUGUCACGGCUCAUAGCUGCCGAGUUUUGGGAGGCACCACGUGGUGAGGACCCGCUGACACUAGACCUGGGUAACAAAGUGCAGCCAUUAAACACCUCAGCAACAACGACAACAGCAACUACAACCCCUAGUACCCCACAUAAGCAUCACACGGUGUUUAGGCCUAAUCUGGUGAAACGUAAACGCAACGUCUCGACAUGCAGCAAUACCUCCACCAGCAGCAAUACAGCCUCAGCGGCUGAGAAUAUUGUGGACAAGCUGGUGACUAUGAACAAAAUCAAUAUCAAGGAUAUAAUCAAUAGCACCCACACCAAAUACGACGAGGCUCUCAAGCUACAAGCCCGCAAGCGUCUCAGAGAGGAAAUACGACGUCAGUUAAAGACCCUGAACAUAGAACCCACUAGGAAUCCGGCUAAUGCGGAAUUUGUACCCGACGAAAUUGUAGAUUCCAUAAAUAUACCGGAUUUGGUCUUGGAAGAGAUAAGAAAGGCUUUGGGCUACAAUUUACUACAGAUAAGCGAAGGUAUUAAGGAAGAAGAGAACGAAAGCCUGCCAGACUGCAACGAUUUGAGUAAGCUAAUAGUGGAUGUAGAGCAGCCAGAGACGAACGCAGUCACAGCACCAACACCACCAUCACCAGACCCAGUUCAGGCUUUGCCUGAAACUACAAACGAGCCUUUGGAAACCAACCCCAGCCAGGCAAUGAAGGAUAUCUCAGCCACAGCUAUAAAAAUGGAAGAACAAACUGUGACCAACGAGGAGGGGGUUCAGAAGAAGAUGAGCAAAGAGGAGAAGAAAGUCAAAAAAUAUCGCAAACAUAAAGAAUCUCACAAAACCAAGACACCAAGCUCUAAGAAGAGUUCCAAAAAGGACAAACUUCCCUCUAGCAAUGACAUUAUAGUUCUAGAUUCAUCCUCCAACUCUUCUUCGGCUAGCAGCUCCUCCUCGGCCUCCUCCUCCUCAUCUUCCUCAUCAUCAUCCUCCUCGUCUUCGUCCAGCGAUUCAGAGUCGGAUGCAUCCAAGAAAUCAUCCUCUUCGGCCAUUAAACGUAAACGCAUGAAACUUAAAGUCGAUGCUGAGAAUGUGGUCGAUAGCUUUGAGAAGCUGAUAGUGCCCAGCUUAAGUGAUGUACUGCAGGAGCGCUAUCGCACGAAAUUUUCCAAUUCUACCAAUACCAAAUUGCAUUUUAUAGCCUGCAUCUGUGUCAGUGAUUAUAAUUCGGAGAAAUUUUCCAAAAUGGAAUUGGCCAAAGUUCAAAGAAACCUCAAAUCCUCGGACUGUUCCAUGGCCCUAGAGUUUCUGAUGCGGGAAAUUGUCAAUGUAUUCAAUAAACAAAAGCAGGUGGCCAAAUUGGGAGAACAGAACAGUGGCAAGGCGGCAGGCCAUAAAACGUCUAAUACUCCCGAAAAGGAACCCCCCCAGUCAAAGGAGAAAAGGAAAAAGAAAUCCAUACAAACUCGCCCAAGCAAUGGGGGUGGUACAUCCUCCCCCGACACCACCAAGAGGAUGGAUGAGGAUGCAGAAACCCCUUGCCACUCUGCCAGGCAUAAGGAUGAGGACAAAGCCAAUAGCAUACAGAAGUGUGUUUCAAAGGUGCUGUCCUUAUACCGCCAAGAAAUGAAAACUGCUGCCGUGGCUUCACAGCAACAAUCAAAUGUGGAGUCAGUGGUGGCACCCUGUCCCCAGCAGGCUGUUGCUUCAUCUUCAACAAAUCAACAUCAGCCAAGUGAAGUCGCCAAACAUACAUUCAACGGCGACAGCAUGCACCACUCAUUGGCAGCAGUGGCAUCAACGGCACCCACUCUGGCAGCGGCAAGCUCUUCGUCGUCCUCCACCUCCUCCUUCUGCUAUAAUGGUUUAAAACUGCACAAGGAUGAAAGUGCUUCGCAUAAUCUCAAUAGGAUUAAUCAGCUACAAAGGGAAACCGAAAAUCAAUACAAUCAUAUCAGAAGUCUGACAAAUUUCAAUUCCAAUCCGGAUUAUAGUCUCUUGCCCCUGGACACCGCCUCCAUGCGUUUGACUUCCAGCCUAUUUGAUUUUCCCACCUCUUCAACUGCCUCGACUACGUCCUUCACCACCCAGCCAUCUACGAUUCCAGCAUUCGAUUUGGAAAUUUUGAAAAAGCAAAGUCCCAUAGGCGAGGCGGUGGUUAAUAACUUGCGUGAGAUCGAUGUCAAGCUCAUGGAGCUGCACAAGCGUAAAAUGUACAUAGAGGAAAUGAUAUUGAAAUUGCAAAAGGAUAAAAUGGACACUGAUCUCUUGACCAUCAAAUUGCAAAAUGAAAAAUUCAUACUUCUCAAUACAGCCAUGACUGCUAAUGUGACCAACUCAGCGGCUACAGCUGUCAAUGCGGAAUUAAUGAAGAGCCAGGCUAGUAGCAGUAGCAGUAGCAGUCCUAUGGAGUCAAAUCUGAAAAUUGUUAAAACUGAAACCGUAGAAUUAACAGAUGAUGAUCAAGAGUUACCCCCAAAUCCAGCUCCCACGAUAGAAAAAAUCAGGGAGCAGGCACCCUUGCCACAUAAGCAGAGGGAAGAGGAAACUCCAAAUAAACCAACUGCUGCCAGUCGCAACAAGCUUACUGAGUCUAAUAGCAAACCAAACCGCCUCUCAAGUGAGGAGCCUGAAAACCGACUUAGGCAGCCAACUGAGAAAAGUUGCAAAGACAGUCGCAAAGAAACCCCAGCUAAGCGUAAAUCGAAUGUCUACACCAAAGUAAGCACUUCCAGCGAAAGGGGUAAAAGAAAAAGAUCUCCAGACUCCAUGUCAUUUGGUGAGACCUACAAACGUCUGUGUCAAAAGGCCCAGCAAGCAAAGUCCCACGAUAAUCGGGAGGUUAGCAGCAGUGGCCAUAAAACCACAAAACAUCGUGAUAGUCCCAAGGAUGAAAGUAUUUCCCCUCAUUCAAGAAUAGGCAGCACUCCAAGAAGCGAAACUUCCAUGCCAGCCAUUUCAGAGGAGAAAACUUCAAAAUCCCAAAACCACAAUUCAAAAACAAAUUCUGCCAGGCAUACAUCAUCACCCAGAAAUUGCCAACAAGGCACUUCAAAAACCCCCAGCAAGCCUAGCGAACCCAUUGAAAUAGAAGAUAAUGAAUCUGCAGUGGCACAACAAUUGGAGAAACCCAAUUCCGAGGCCAAAACUAUGCCCAGGCAAACAAGUGGUCAAGUAGUAACGAUUGUCGAUACCGAACGAACUCCUUUAAAAAUCUCCCAAGCCAUUGCAUUGGACGAGGCCAAUCGUCCAUCAACCUCCACCGCAACACCGCCCUUACCAGCUGUCUCACCACCACUUUCUGUGGCCAGUACAAAUACUUCCCAUCAUGGUGAUGAGGCAAACAAAGAUCUGCAAGAGUCUAAAUAUAAAAAUAUGCCCUGCCAAUUAUUCGAAGGAUUGCAAUCGCCCAUAGCACAAAUAAGGGUUUUCGAUAACACAAUACUCGCCUCUUCGGAAGAUGGUAAAAUCUAUUCGUUUAAUGCCUCCACCCUGCAAUUGCACAACACCUUUCACAAACACACCGAAGCCAUAACACAAAUGUGUGUGUGUGAGAAUAGGGGAUUUGUUUUUACAACUUCAUUGGAUGGCUAUAUGAAGAAAUCCUUACUGGAGAACUUAUCUUCCGGAACUCAAUCUGUAUAUCUAAAGGAACCUUUGCAGACGCUUGAUAUACAAUGGGACACUGCUUACACGGGCAGUAGAUGGGGCAAUAUAUACAUAACUCAUAUUUUGGCAAACAUACGUUCAGCAUCAUUAUUAUGCUCGACAGAAUCAUCCAUUAUAACAAUUAAAGCAGCUAAGGAAGGCCCUCGCAAAGUAUUGAUUGUCAGCUCCAAAGGUAAUCUGAUACAUGUGCGAGAUGCCAUUUCUGGAUUAUUAUUGAGGACAUUUGAUGUGCCCGAUUGCAUAAAUAUAUAUAGUAUAUUGUUGAAUGAGGGUAUCCUGUAUUGCGGCACUCAAAAAAAGGAGAUACGUAAAUAUGAUUUUGUGACUGGAAAUCCCGUGGGCUCAAUAACCUGUGGUAAUGGGGCUGUCAGCAUGUUAAUGUUUAGAAAUAAAUUCAUGUUUGUGGGCUGCUAUGAUGGAUUCAUAUACAUUAUCGAUAAAGAGACCGGCCGCCAAGUAACACGCUUGACUGGAUCAGGCAAAAUGAUAUUGACAUUGGAAAUUGUCGGUGAUAAGAUAAUUACUUCAGCCAAGGACACAAGCAUGAAAGUCAUAAAUAUACCCACGUUUUGUUUGACUGAUGCACUUUGAUUGCAGUUUGGAUCUCCAUGCAAUAAUUUAUGUUUUACAAAUCCAUGGAUGUAUUUGGUCAAGCACUAGCAGCAGCCGCAGUAAUGAACAAAGGAAACGAAACAGAACAUAGUUCAUGCAUUACUAUAAUUAUUCAAAUGUAUUUUUUUAUUCACAUUUUUUUCUUGUUGUUUCGGUUUAUGAAUAUUAAGACUUAAAAUUAUGCGUUAUAUAAUAAUUUUUCCUUAAAAAUGAAAUAUAUAUAUAUAUAUACAUACUUUUUUAAUAUACAUAUAUGUAUGUACUUUGUUGGUACAUAAAACGAUAUGUACCAAAUUCUACUUUUUUAUGUAAACUAUCACACACACACACAUACAUACACUGACGUGUGGAAUUGUAAAACAGAAAAAAAAACAAACAGAAAGUAAAUUAACUUUUUUUUUAAUUGAUAAAAUUUAAUAAAGAAUAAACCCUUUUGGCCAUUG